This is a messenger RNA of Pocillopora damicornis (cauliflower coral), 2755 nucleotides long. RefSeq lists its product as uncharacterized. NCBI's taxonomy places the organism in Eukaryota, Metazoa, Cnidaria, Anthozoa, Scleractinia, Pocilloporidae. The record is from RefSeq and is a predicted model, not a curated record. Gene Ontology annotation, molecular function: nucleic acid binding; 3'-5' exonuclease activity. Gene Ontology annotation, biological process: nucleobase-containing compound metabolic process.
CGAAAACAAACAUAAGAUUCACCUUUCUGAUCGUGAAAUUAAUACCAUGCGCACUGUUAUCGUAGCAGUAUUGUUUACCAAAGAUAAUUGAAUUUAAUCAGUCAGCCAAUGAACUUUAACUGUUCCCACGCUUCUUGUUUUUACAUUAGAUCGUAGACAGUCGACGCGGUUUGUACCCGAACAUAAUAAUGUUUGGGUCACUCGAAAGGUGAACUGUAGAAAUCAGCUCUAAGCAUGAAAAAUCGCGUGUUUAACCCUUUAACUCCCAGAAGUGAUUAAAAUGUAACGUCUCCCUACAAUAUCCAUACACUAUCCGGUAAACAAGUGAUACGCAUACUCAAACUUGUCAAGCAUAAGCUGUCAACUUGAUCUAAUAUUAAAUUCUUGUAACUUGUUUAGAAGAAAAUAUUGAACAGCUAGAGGAGAGAAUUAACGAUCAAGUCUUGGGGGGUAAAGGGUCAAAGCAAUUAUCUUAUCAAUAAUAUUUGGAAUACUUCACUAAAAAAAAAAAGAAAAGAAACAACUGGAAAAAACAAAAAAUUAACACCUUCUUCAGACUUUUCAGAUAAGUGCUCCCUUUCGAUUCAGAUAAUAAGCAAACACCAGUGUCUGUGACAGAUAUUUAUGAAAAUCGCCUGAUGUACAUCACGUGGACUGUCACAAGGCAGAAAGAAAAAGAAUAUUGAAACGGGUUCGAAAGACGUGUCAAGUUUCACAGACUAGCUUCCUAGAAUACCGUUCCACUGUACAAAUAUUGGUCUCGUUAAAGCAACAUUUCGAAUAGAUUCUGCGCCUGGAGAAGACUAAUCCUCACCUUAUCCGGCAAAAAACUGCAUCUGAGAUCAGAGGCCAUCGCUUUAUCUGCUUGUCAGCAAUGUCUUCAUCAAAUUUUUUGAGGCGAGCGAGGAAACGGCCAGCUCCGGAGAACUUCGAUACCCACCAAGAGGAAAUCAAAAGGAUCGCUCCAUCAACACGGACAAACAAACCAACUUAUUCGCACAGAUGUAAGCCCAAUACAACAUCUCGAGUUUUAACGCCAGUUCCCUCAACAUCAUGGAGUUGGGACACAGAAAGUCAAUCGGAAUUUCCGCGCAGAGAUACAAGUGCAUAUUACAUGGAAUUUUCAAGAUCAAUGCAGGCACACGAUGGAGAUAGAUACCAAAUACAAGGAAAAAGUCCUUCGUAUGACUACACAAACAGGGAAUCGUCACAUACUGGAAGAAACCAGCCACACCAAGCGCGUGCACAGCCGCCCGCACACCGAUAUCUCACACCGAAGCGCGCAGGCUACAAAGCUGCCGCAAAAAGAACACAUCCUUCUGAUCCAUCCAACAAGCAGUUCUCUCGCAUGACAAAAGAAACAACAAAACAUAAGCUUACACAACCUGCCGUAGCUGAAGGAGUCGAGAUUAUUUACACAAAAAACGUAUUCGAAGCUGAGACCUGGUUGAGAAAACACAUCACAGAUUGUUCAGCUUCAGCCGUUGGCUUCGACAUCGAGUGGAAGCCUCAGUUCGUAAGCAAGAAGCGUGGAGGCACCGAGAACAAGACUGCAGUUCUUCAACUGGGAGUCGACACAUCCUGCCUAGUCCUACACAUUCAUCACAUGAGUAAAUUGCCAAAUCUGCUUGUCUCAAUUCUAAAAGACGCCACAGUCUUGAAAGUCGGUAGUGGUAUAAAGCAAGAUAUGUCUAAGCUCAGAAGAGAUCGAGGCUUGGUGUGCCAUGGAAUCGUCGAUACACAAGACGUGGCAAAGUCUCUCGAUCCCUCAUCUACGCAAAAAGUAGGAUUAAAGGCAUUGGCGGAACGUUUCCUUGGUAUCACACUCACGAAGAGCAAGCGGGUGUCAACAAGCAACUGGGAAAACUUCCCGCUGACCUUGAAGCAGAUCGAAUACGCUGCUCUGGAUGCUUGGAUCGGAUUAAAAGUCUUCAACGCAAUUGAGCAAAGUAAGAGCUCAUAAGUUCUGACAUUAUUGAUGAAGCAAAAAGUCUACCAUGCACACGAGCAGAAAAAGACAACAUAAACCACUCAAAAAAGACUUGUGACCCAUAGAGCACGGUGACUGUUUCGACAUGUCGUUCAUUUUGUGUUUCUUAUCUUCAGAUGCUGAAGUGAUGCUUUGCAAAGUUAGCUUUCUUUAACAUCCCGUUCUUCCCAUAACAAUAACUGUUUCAGUGUGAUUAAGUUACAUCAGUAUUGUACAGUGUAUCCUCAAAUUAAGAGUUAAGGGUCGUAUGCUUAUUUCACUGCGUAUCCUGUUGUAAGAAUUAUAAGAACAUUAAUAUUUUGAACAAUCGAAUUGAAAUAGUCGAAAUCGAAAGGCAAUAAUCGAAAUUGAAUCGAAUCGCAAGGAAUAUGGAUUAUUACACCACAAGUUUCAUGUCUUAUUCAAGUUUUUCAUUUUGUUGGUCAUGCUGUUGUAAUGUAAUAAAUCCAUGGUUUCCUAGAGUUACGGCGCUCAAUAAAAUUCGCAUUUGUAACGCGCCGAUCAUAUGUGAACUUGCAUAUGAUAAUAAACCAAGAUCAGUAUUUUACCUCUGAACAAAAUACUUCAGAACACAUUUUGAGAGAGAAGUGUUUUUUGACUGAUAGAAAAUAAAGAUGUGAGGCAGUGAAUUAAACGAGCUUUAUUUUAUCUCUGAAAAGCACAUGCUCAUUUUCGUCAGUUCAAGUGUUACUGAUCGAUCGAGCUGCCACUGUUUACAUAAGAUAGUUGAAUUUAAUCAGUCUGUCAAUAAACUUUAACCGCUCC